This is a messenger RNA of Procambarus clarkii (red swamp crayfish), 2553 nucleotides long. NCBI's taxonomy places the organism in Eukaryota, Metazoa, Arthropoda, Malacostraca, Decapoda, Cambaridae. The record is from RefSeq and is a predicted model, not a curated record.
AGCGACGCAGAGGUCGCUACAGAGCGACGCAGAGGUCGCUACAGAGAGGCGCAGAGGUCGCUACAGAACGACGCAGAGGUCGCUACAAAGCGGCGUAGAGGUCGCUACAGAGCGACGCAGAGGUCGCUACAAAGCGGCGCAGAGGUCGCUACAGAGCGACGCAGAAGUCGCUACAAAGCGGCGCAGAGGUCGCUACAGAGCGACGCAGAGGUCGCUACAGAGCGCGCAGAGGCCGCUACAAAGCGGCGCAGAGGUCGCUACAGAGCGACGGACAGGGUCGCUACAAAGCGGCGCAGAGGUCGCUACAGAGCGGCGCAGAGGCCGCUACAAAGCGGCGCAGAGGUCGCUACAGAGCGGCGCAGAGGUCGCUACAAAGCGGCGCAGAGGUCGCUACAGAGCGACGCAGAGGUCGCUACAGACCGGCGCAGAGGCCGCUACAGACCGGCGCAGAGCCCGCUACAGACCGGCGCAGAGGCCGCUACAGAGCGGCGCAGAGGCCGCUACAGAGCGGCGCAGAGGCCGCUACAGACCGGUGGACAGGGUCCCUACAGAGCGCCACAGAGGUCGCUACAAAGCGGUGGAGAGGUCGCUACAGAGCGGCGCAGAGACCACUACAGAGCGGCGCAGAGGCCGCUACAGAGCGGCGCAGAGGCCGCUACAGAGCGGCGCAGAGGUCGCUACAGAGCGGCGCAGAGGCCGCUACAGAGCGACGCAGAGGUCGCUACAGAGCGGAGGCGCAGAGGCCGCUACAGAGCGGCGCAGAGGCCGCUACAGAGCGACGCAGAGGUCGCUACAGAGCGACGCAGAGGUCGCUACAGAGCGACGCAGAGGCCGCUACAAAGCGGCGCAGAGGUCGCUACAGAGCGACGCAGAGGCCGCUACAGACCGGCGCAGAAGCCGCUACAGACCGGCGCAGAGGCCGCUACAGAGCGACGCAGAGGUCGCUACAGAGCGACGCAGAGGUCACUACAGAGCGGGUGGACAGGGUCCCUACAGAGCGCCGCAGAGGUCGCUACAGAGCGACGCAGAGGCCGCUACAGACCAGCGCAGAGGCCGCUACAGAGCGACGCAGAGGCCGCUACAGAGCGACGCGAGGCCGCUACAGACCAGCGCAGAGGCCGCUACAGAGCGACGCAGAGGCCGCUACAGAGCGACGCAGAGGCCGCUACAGACCAGCGCAGAGGUCGCUACAGAGCGACGCAGAGGUCGCUACAGAGCGACGCAGAGGUCGCUACAGAGCGACGCAGAGGUCGCUACAGAGCGACGCAGAGGUCGCUACAGAGCGACGCAGAGGUCGCUACAGAGCGACGCAGAGGUCGCUACAGAGCGACGCAGAGGUCGCUACAGAGCGACGCAGAGGUCGCUACAGAGCGACGCAGAGGUCGCUACAGAGCGGGUGGACAGGGUCCCUACAGAGCGCCGCAGAGGUCGCUACAGAGCGACGCAGAGGCCGCUACAGACCAGCGCAGAGGCCGCUACAGAGCGACGCAGAGGCCGCUACAGAGCGACGCAGAGGCCGCUACAGACCAGCGCAGGGUCGCUACAGAGCGACGCAGGGUCGCUACAGAGCGACGCAGAGGCCGCUACAGAGCGACGCAGAGGCCGCUACAGAGCGACGCAGAUGCCGCUACAGAGCGACGCAGAGGCCGCUACAGAGCGACGCAGAGGCCGCUACAGAGCGACGCAGAGGCCGCUACAGACCGGCGCAGGGCUCGCUACCCGGCGCCGGUGGACAGGGUCGCUACAGAGCGACGCAGAGGCCGCUACAGACCGGCGCAGGGUUCGCUACCCGGCGCCGGUGGACAGGGUCGCUACAGAGCGGCGCAGAGGCCGCUACAGAGCGGCGCAGAGGCCGCUACAGACCAGCGCAGAGGCCGCUACAGAGCGGCGCAGAGGUCGCUACAGAGCGGCGCAGAGGCCGCUACAGACCAGCGCAGAGGUCGCUACAGAGCGGCGCAGAGGUCGCUACAGAGCGGCGCAGAGGCCGCUACAGACCAGCGCAGAGGUCGCUACAGAGCGGCGCAGAGGUCGCUACAGAGCGGCGCAGAGGCCGCUACAGAGCGGCGCAGAGGCCGCUACAGACCGGCGCAGAGGCCGCUACAGAGCGACGCAGAGGUCGCUACAGAGCGACGCAGAGGUCGCUACAGAGCGACGCAGAGGUCGCUACAGAGCGACGCAGAGGCCGCUACAGAGCGACGCAGAGGCCGCUACAGACCAGCGCAGAGGCCGCUACAGAGCGACGCAGAGGUCGCUACAGAGCGACGCAGAGGUCGCUACAGAGCGACGCAGAGGUCGCUACAGAGCGACGCAGAGGUCGCUACAGAGCGACGCAGAGGUCGCUACAGAGCGACGCAGAGGUCGCUACAGAGCGACGCAGAGGCCGCUACAGAGCGACGCAGAGGUCGCUACAGAGCGACGCAGAGGUCGCUACAGAGCGACGCAGAGGUCGCUACAGAGCGACGCAGAGGCCGCUACAGACCGGCGCAGGGCUCGCUACCCGGCGCCGACAGCAAUAAAAACACUCGCGCCAUCACCAUAAUAACCUGGACCUAA